Messenger RNA from Malassezia restricta, 957 nucleotides. Its product is annotated as DNA-(apurinic or apyrimidinic site) lyase. The record is from RefSeq and is a predicted model, not a curated record. Gene Ontology annotation, cellular component: nucleus. Gene Ontology annotation, molecular function: phosphoric diester hydrolase activity; double-stranded DNA 3'-5' DNA exonuclease activity; DNA-(apurinic or apyrimidinic site) endonuclease activity. Bases 1 to 957 code for a protein of 318 amino acids. The transcript has 2 exons. Lineage: Eukaryota; Fungi; Basidiomycota; Malasseziomycetes; Malasseziales; Malasseziaceae. Gene Ontology annotation, biological process: base-excision repair.
AUGACGAAGCGCGCGGCUAGUGCCGCGGCGGACGAUGCGAAGCGCGUGCGCGUAGACGCACCUGUAUCGCCUGCCGCGCCGAGCGGGCGCGAUCACGUCGCGCCCGCGUGCCUCCCACGCAAUACACAGCUGCCGAGCGGCCCUCUAUCGAUCGACGCGUGUGCGCCAGGAUGCACGCGCAUCGCGAUCUGGAACAUUACGUCUCUCAAGAGCUCCGACAACAAGGGGCUCAUGCGGUACCUGCACGCGGAAAACGCGGACGUGGUCGUGCUGUCCGAGACCAAGGUGAACCAGGUGCCGUCGCACGCCGGCCUGGAUGCUAUGUACAAGUACCGAUACUGGGGCAUUGGCGAGAAAAAGGGGUACGCGGGCAUCGCUGUCCUCUCGAAGCGCAAGCCCGUGCACGUCGACUACGGCCUGCCCGGCUUUGACGACCCCAGCUCCCAGGCACGCAUGCUGACCGUCGAAUUCCCGCACACCGUGCUGGUCGGGACGUAUGCGGUCAACGCCGGCGACGGGCUCAAGACACUGCCGAACAAGAAUCGCUGGAACGACGCGCUCGAACAGCACCUGCUCUCCCUCCAGUCCAAGAACAAGGACGUGAUUUGGUGCGGCGAUCUCAACGUCGUCUGGGACGACCGCGACUUGGCCGGCGCCUCGAAAAAGUGGAACAAGGCGGCUGGGUACACGCAAGCAGAGUGCGAUGCGCACCGCCGCGUGCUGGCAUCGACGCACAUGUGCGACGCAUGGCGCGAGCGGCAUCCCGACGCCGUCGGACACUACACCUACUAUGGAUGGCGCGGCCAGUGCCGGAGCCGCGGCUCUGGCUGGCGCAUCGAUACCUUCAUCGUUCCACAGCAGUCGCUCGACCGCGUCAAGCGCUGCGAGAUCCGGCACGAGAUCUACGGCGCCAGCGAUCAUCUGCCCGUGGUGAUGGACUGGGACGGCGAGCUGUGA